AUGCAACAUCUCAGCUACCCUCCAGAUAAAAAAAUUUAGAAUUAUCAAUUCAGCUUUAGAUCAAAAUUAGGAAAGGGUGCUUAUGGUACAGUUUAUGCUGGUAGAAACACCUUAGAUAAUAAAAUUGUUGCUCUCAAAGUGAUUGACAAAAAAUUGCUUCUGACAGAUUAUGCCAAUCAAUUAAUUGCAUCAGAAAUAGAAAUAAUGAAGAAGAUUAAUGAUUCUCAUGUUGUUAAAUUGUUGGACGUAUUAUAAAGCGCUAAUAAUACAUAUAUCAUAACUGAGUUUUGUAAUUAAGGAGACCUCAGGGAAUUUAUCAAAAAUAGAAAAGUUAUUCCAGAAGAUGAAGCACUCAAGAUCUUGAAUGAUUUAUUAUUAGGAAUCAAGGCUCUACUUAAAAUCGGAAUAAUCCAUCGAGAUAUCAAACCAGCCAACAUAUUAAUGCACGAUAACCAAUUCAAAAUAACUGAUUUUGGUUUCGCAAAGCAAAUCGAUGCCAAUUUGGAUACCAUCAUGAAUUCUUUGGUUGGCACUCCUUUAUACAUGAGUCCUCAGAUCUUGAAACGAACUAAAUAUUCAUCCAAAUGCGAUGUUUGGUCACUUGGUUUGAUCUUGUAUGAGAUGCUCUAUGGAGUAACUCCUUGGCAUUCACAAAACCUUGUUGAAUUAAUGAAUAAAUUGGAUUCUAAACCAUUGUCAUUUCCAGUACAUCCAUAAGUCUCAGAAAACACAAAAAAGUUAAUCAAAGGUUGUCUUUAGAUUAGUGAGGAAAGAAGGUGGAGUUGGGAAGACCUAUUCAACUCUGUUAAUAUCAACCUGAAUACAAGUGAUAAUAAAUAGGAAUCUCCCACUUCAACAGUGAAGGAGGAUACUUAAAUAGGAACUUAAAGGGAGAAUCAAAAUUACAAUUAGUCAAAGUACUCGAUACAAAUGCUUCGAAUAAAAUAAAGAACUGAAUCAUUGUGUCAAUAAAUUAACAAACACAACAGAAGCUUCAGCAACACAGCCUUUCUUACAAACGAUGUGGUUAAGAAAUAUGAGAAUAAAACCCCGAUUAAUGAGAAAUAAAAAUAGGCAACUAGUUAUUUAGAUUUGAAGGAUAAACUAAGAUAAAAUUAGGAGAAAACUGAAAGGGAAAGAAGUAGCUCAUAAAAUUCGAAAUUUCACACAUAAAGAUCAGAACUAAACAACUAUUUGGAGAAGAUCCACAAUGUUCAAUAAAAGCUAAAUAGUAAUAAUGACUCAUGCAGAACCCCGAGUGCCUUAUAAUCUCAUUCAACUAAUACGUCAAAUAAAUAAAAUUGCGACUUAGAUCUAGUCAAGGUGUCUGAAUUUUAAUUUGAGGACAAUAAGGGAUCUGACAAUUUUAUCUUGUUUAGAAAUCCAAAGACCGAAAGAGUGAAAAGAACUAAUAGUCUAAGUGGGAAUUUUGGUUAUUAACAACACUCUCCAUUUUAGGGGAAGUCCUCAAUACAGUAAUUGAUUAAAACGAUGAGUAAUUAAUUGGAACUCAUCCCUAAUCAUGUAAACUGCAAAGUGGAGAUCUUCACUAUGGUUAUUUUGCAUAAGGAUUUAAUCAAUCACACGUAAAAUAAACAAAUCUACACAAAUUAAGAUCUGAGAGAUCUAAAGUUACUUAUAAAUAAUCUAAUUACUUAUUUGAAUUCGAAUUCAGGGGAAUACUCCAGUAAAUAAUCACAAGUGUUGUUGUUGUUAUUGUUAACAUACCACAAGGUGCUGAUUUUCAAUAUUAAAAACAAAUCUUUGAACAUAGAUGCAAAUCUGAUAGAAUCAAUAAAAAAGAAUAUCUAAAUACAAUAGAAUCAGAUGAAUAUUGAGUCUAAAGUGGUUAGAGAACAAAUACAUUAAUUAAUGUGAUUUCAUAAUUUUUAUUUUAUUUUUUUUUGGUUUAUAGAUCAAAUGA
This is a messenger RNA of Paramecium tetraurelia, 1924 nucleotides long. RefSeq lists its product as uncharacterized. Gene Ontology annotation, biological process: protein autophosphorylation; autophagosome organization; peptidyl-serine phosphorylation. The record is from RefSeq and is a predicted model, not a curated record. Gene Ontology annotation, cellular component: cytoplasm; autophagosome. Gene Ontology annotation, molecular function: protein serine/threonine kinase activity; ATP binding. NCBI's taxonomy places the organism in Eukaryota, Ciliophora, Oligohymenophorea, Peniculida, Parameciidae. The transcript is spliced from 4 exons.